AUGGGGCUUCCUCAGCCCCCCUCGGAAGCUGAACAGAGGCAGAAGGCCUCAGACCUAAUCCGCGCCGCCGAAACUGGCGAACUCGAGAUUGUACCAGGCCCCAGCCUCCCCUCACUCGCAUCCCUCAACCUCACCUCACGCGAUCUAGUCGUUCGCGCCCUCGAGCGCCUCGAGCGUUUCAAGCUCGAACUCGCUGAAGAAGACCACAAUUCGAACGAACUUCUUGAAUCUAGAUCUAGAUCAAAGUCGCUCACCAAACGGUUCUGCUACGAGUACCUGCACGCCAUCGGGAGCACCACGUGCGCUGUUCCGGCUUGGGGAUCGCGAUUUUGUCAUACUGUCUCUGGGUCUGGCGAUGUUGCAUGGUCGGGGAGCGUGAAUGGAGUGUCCUACACCCAGUCAAGUUGUGCUGACGUUGCGAAUGGAGGUGUAUGGGUACUCCAUAACUGCCGCGAUUAUAUCUUUGUUGGUUGGUAUUUUCAAAUGGAAGGGACCAAUGCUGCAUGGGGGAAGGAGAACCUUAUCGUUUCGAUUCAUGCGAUGUGA
Molecule: messenger RNA, 546 nt
Organism: Coprinopsis cinerea okayama7#130
Lineage: Eukaryota; Fungi; Basidiomycota; Agaricomycetes; Agaricales; Psathyrellaceae
Exons: 4
Coding region: 1-546 (181 amino acids)
Source: RefSeq, a predicted model, not a curated record